Prunus armeniaca (apricot) is the source of this 198-nucleotide messenger RNA. Lineage: Eukaryota; Viridiplantae; Streptophyta; Magnoliopsida; Rosales; Rosaceae. The record is from the annotation of a GenBank genome assembly.
AUGCUAUCUCAGAUUGAGCUGAAAACAGCACCUGUUGAUUUUCGAUUCCCUACAACAAAUCAAACUAGGCACUGUUUCACGCGUUACAUUGAGUUUCAUAGGUGUGUGGCAGCAAAGGGUGAAGAAUCAAAUGAAUGUGAGCGAUUUGCCAAAUAUUACCGCUCUCUUUGCCCGGGUGAAUGGGUAAGUACUUCUUAG